GAGCAAAGCAAAGUUUGCGACCUUAUUCACGUAAUCAUGUUCAAAAUACUGACUUUGAUAUUACUUAUCGUUAAAAUUGCAUGUAUGAUUGCACAGGACUGCUCUCCCAGGAUUUAUAGUGUCAUUAGGACAGGAGGUUCGACUUUACCUCCAGAUGAAAUCAUAUCAAAUCAUACCGUCAACUCAGGGAUUGUUCCGAUAGAAUGUUACGAACUCUGCCAAAAGCAACCGAAAUGUGUUGGAUUCAACUACAGAGACACGACCAAUGUUGUGAACUGUCAACUGACCAACAUCACAAAAAAGAGAGCCGACCACAACCUAAUAAUUGGAAAAUGGCUUCUAAUGCUCGAUGAGGAAGCGGCGAAGAAUGAUAAGGAAGAGAGGCGGAAAAAUGACAUGGAUUCAGCUACCAGCUGCGCCCAGCAUUAUAAUCUGGGGGCGAGAAAAAAUGGUGUUUAUACCAUUCAUCCUGAUGGUCUGGGGUCGUUCCAAGUCUUGUGUGAUAUGAGCAUAGACGGGGGUGGGUGGACCGUGUUUCAAAGAAGACAAAAUGGAAGCCAGAAUUUCUACCUUGGAUGGUCAGACUAUAAAGCAGGCUUUGGUAAUUUGACUUGCGAGUUCUGGUUGGGCCUUGAUAAAAUACAUCGUUUGUCCAAAUCUAAGCAAAAUAUUCUAAGAGUCGAUUUGAUGGAUUUCAAUAACACUGAACGUUACGCUAAGUAUGGAACGUUUAGUGUGGCUGAUGAAUCAGAUAAAUACAGAUUGACUAUCGACAAGUAUUCAGGUGACGCAGGGGAUUCUCUUGCUUAUCACAAUCAAAUGCAGUUCACUACCAAGGAUAGCGACAAUGAUAUUUGGGAGAAUAAAAAUUGUGCCACAAGGCGCAAAGGAGCUUGGUGGUAUACAAGUUGUCUUACUUCCAACCUUAAUGGCCUGUAUCUGGCUGCAGGUCAGAAUAGUUCCACCGGAAUAAGAUGGAACAAGUGGCAUACUUAUUCGAUGAGAAAGACUGAGAUGAAAAUUCGUCCAAGCCACAAUUGAGAGACGAACAUUCACUUGUUGUUUCCGUGACGAAAUUAUAAUGGUAUAGAAAGAGCGUAUUUGAAUGUUUUGACCUUAUUUUACGACUAAAAGUUGAAAACGAAAUUUUAAAUGAGCUGAGGAAGGCAAAGUAAAGUCUGUGACAUUGUAGAUUUGAACGUCAAUAUGAAAAAAUGACUGAUAUUAGUAAACUUUAUAUAAUAGGAGGUGACCAUAUAUUGGAUUUGAUUAUUAUUUGUCUCAAUUUGUUGA
This is a messenger RNA of Dendronephthya gigantea, 1293 nucleotides long. RefSeq names its product techylectin-5B-like. The transcript is spliced from 5 exons. Lineage: Eukaryota; Metazoa; Cnidaria; Anthozoa; Malacalcyonacea; Nephtheidae. The coding region runs from base 37 to 1041 and encodes 334 amino acids. The record is from RefSeq and is a predicted model, not a curated record.